GAAUCCAGUGCUAUUUGGACUGUGUGUGCCGAGCGAGGAGGGUGUCGUAGUGUCCCUGGCCCGUUUCGAGACUUUUACAGCGAAACUGCCCGCAUCGAAGUCCGCCCCCCGAAAGAUGUGCAGCCGGCGGAUUAAUUCGAAGGAAGUCAAGAAGUUAUAGCAUUUUAUGGACGGGCCUGGAGGGACGAGAGCAGCAAGGGAAAGAAGGCGCCCCAUUUGGAGUUGGAACCGCAGUCAUGGCUUCUUCCAACAGGGGCAUACAAAUUGGUUCGGCGUGGUUUCAGAGGAAAAUGAACCUUAGGCCGCAGCACAGAGGCGUACAUUUGGUCACCGAAGAGAUUUUGAAGCAGAUGCCGGAAGUGCGUCAAUUCUCUGUUGGACUGUUUCACGUACAAAUUCUUCAUACCUCAGCUAGUUUAGCACUUAAUGAGAGCUGGGAUCCAGAUGUUAGGGACGAUAUGGAAAUGAUGCUUAAUAAAAUAGUGCCUGAGGGCUUAGCGUAUAGGCAUUCUUGUGAAGGUCCGGAUGAUAUGCCGGCUCAUGUCAAAGCGUGUUUCCUCGGAUCAUCUCUGACUAUUCCUAUUACCAAUGGAAAUUUAAACCUAGGUACUUGGCAAGGCAUAUGGCUCUGUGAACACAGGGAUCAUGCAGGGUCGAGAAAGGUUGUUGUAACUAUAAACGGUUGCUUACGUGACUGCAGUCGGUCUCCUUUAAGUCCUGUUUCUCCAAUCGCAUCGACAAGCAGUUAAUAUAACACACCAUGGAUCCAUUUGUGCACCCACAUCAUCGCUAAAAGUCCUGCUAUUCACAUUGCAAGCAUAGCUUCAUUUAGCCCCAUUCAGAAAUGUUUGUCAUGUCUAUAGUGGGUGGCUUUCCACUAAGCGGCAUCGCUGUUUUUUUGAUGCCUAUACGUGGACUAAUAAAUCACACUUUGAUGUGUGCUAAUAGAAUGGCUGUGGCAUGACCGUCAAGGGGCAGUUAGAAAUAACCAAAUCUACCAAGUGUUCUUAACUGACGCGGGCUUCAUCGCAUAAAAAAAAUAUAUAUCUAAAAAAAAAAUUAAAAGAUAAAUAAGAGAUUGCACAUAUUCACAAGUCAUUUGUGCAUUCUAGUAUAGCUGCUAUUUCCCAACACUAUGCGCCUGGUGCUCAGGUCUUGUAAAUUAGAUUUUUUUAAAUUUGGGAACAAUUUUGAAGUAGACAAUAGACUUGCUUAAUGUGAUUUUCUGUAUAAGGAAAUAUGGAUUGUACUUUUGGAGUUAAAACACAAUCAGUGGGCCUAAGUCCUGUAAAAAGAAGUCUCUAGUGUUCUAAAACGUAAAAACAAAGUGUUUUUGUGUGGUCUUAUGGGAUCCAUUGUCUGUGCAUUGCCUAAGACGUAAAAAUCUAUUUCGAAGAAAGUUUUUUUUUUUUCGUUUUUAAUUUAAAUAAUAUGUACAUUCCCUACAAUUUUGAAAUUUGUCUUAUUAUGCAAUUAAAGUUUGUGUUUUAAAAGUUGUACCAGUUUUCAUUAUUUGUUUUUAUAAAGUUUCUUAAUUAGCUUCUGGCCUAAAGAUUUCAUUUUGUAUUCGUAUUACUUCAUAUUUUUUAAAAAAUUAUCAUUAAUUACUGUUAUUAAAAGCACAUGCACAUUGUUUAUAGCGAGACCUAGUUUUUUCUUCAAUUUCUAUUCUAUUUAUAUCGUUAAAAAUGCCGAGGAAUAAUUAGAUAAUACCUAACAUGUCUCAUUCUCUCUAUUUCUCUAACUAUGUAUUUCUCAAACUUUCUCUAUAAGAUAUCUUUAUAAUAAUAUCUUGUUUACUUUAAAAAUUUACAGUUUUUGGAAAAAAAAGAAAAAGAAAAAUACAGUCUUUUAAAAAAAUAACUAAUUUUAUGAUAUUCUGCUACUUGUCCGAAGAAGCGAGCUUAUAGAACCAUUGAAUUGCUAAGUUCUUUUCUUUCUUUUGUUUUCAUAGUAAUAGAACAAACAUUACCUAUUCGGGGGGGAAAAAAAAUAAAAUUAAACAAUUAGGAACUUUAUCACCGCCAUUGGAUGGGCAGGCAAUCCGGCCAUUUAUUUUAGAUUUUGUAAAAAAAAAAACAAGAAAAAGAAAAGAAAAAACAAGAAAAAAUGUAAAAAUAAAUUAGAAUAAUCUACAUCAUUACAAUCAUUAACCUUUAAUCGACUGGUCUUAAAUUUAGGAUCUAAACAAAUAAAGGGGUUGUACACAAAUUCGAUUAUGAUUAAAAAAAAAAAAAAUUGAAAAAUAAAUUAAAAAAAAAAAAAAAAAGGGAAAGAAAGCUUGUUGUGGAUGAUACCCAGGCACAGUAGGCUCAAUGAGUCUGUCGCAUGCACCUUGUUCAAGGCUAAUCGCCUUUCACUGCCACAGCACAACUAUUUGUAAAUAGAUUAUAGAAUACAAUUUCUUUUAUUUUUUGCAAAAAAAAGGGUUAACUCAGAGUGGACAUUAUAAAAUACCAUACAUGAAUAUAUAUAUGUAUAUAAUAAUAUAGCAUAGCGUCCUAUAUGUAUAUAAAUAUAUAUAUUAUGUAUUAUACCUAUUAUUACUAUUAUAAAAAAGACUUAAGAUAAAAUUAUUCAAAUAUCGAAUAAUGUAUAGUACAGUACUACUAAAGUACCUCAGCUCUGGGGUUCUAGCUUUAUAAUAAUAUUGUAUUGUCGAUAUAAAAAUAUAUAAAUAUUAUACAGUAUACAUACGGUUUCGAGCUGCGAUUUUUACUAUGUUAAUGAACCGUUUUGGGACUAAGGAAACAUGCCCAGUGUUCGUUUGACAAAGUUAUUUUGCUUUCUUCAGCUUAGAUUUCUAAUAAAAUGUCACUUUCAAAGGAAAAUCAAGCUUAGACAAAAGGAAUUUAGUUUAGAUAACUAAUAGAAAGAAUUGUUUUUAUUAUUGUUAUUAUUCGAGUAGGUGACAAAUUGUGAUAAAAAAAAAUUGACAAUUUGACCUGAUUUCGAUUGACAUUCCAGCCCAAGUUGCGUUAUGGUAGCUUUGGGAAUUCUAAAUGUUUGAACACUUAUGUUACAUCGGGUUUUGAAUGUUUGUGCUUAUAGUGAAAGGACAUGUUUAAUGUACAAAUAAAAAUAUUAAAAAAAAUUGUUGUGUAAUAGUCAUUAUGUACGCAUUCUUACAGAAUACAUUAAAAAUAUUUGUAUAUUCCUUGUUGA
Molecule: messenger RNA, 3165 nt
Organism: Cimex lectularius (bed bug)
Lineage: Eukaryota; Metazoa; Arthropoda; Insecta; Hemiptera; Cimicidae
Product: UPF0047 protein YjbQ
Exons: 5
Coding region: 237-749 (170 amino acids)
Source: RefSeq, a predicted model, not a curated record